Molecule: messenger RNA, 10099 nt
Organism: Pecten maximus
Lineage: Eukaryota; Metazoa; Mollusca; Bivalvia; Pectinida; Pectinidae
Exons: 20
Coding region: 1-9960 (3319 amino acids)
Molecular function (GO): protein binding
Source: RefSeq, a predicted model, not a curated record
AUGAUCCCGGAAGAAAAGGCAAAGGCAUUCCUUCAUUCCCGGAAAAAACGAGGUUGGUUUUAUGAACUGGAGGAGGAGUGCAGGGAAGGAUGUACUUGGCAUGAAGUGGAAGAAGUGAGAGGAGGAAGUGAAUCUAUUAUGGAGUACAUGCGCUGGUAUGUUUGUAACAGACGUUCUCCGUGUCCUUCUGGUCAAUACUGUUCAGUAACUGGCUCAUAUUCCAAUUCCAAUAACCUGCACGUGACAUGUAGUGUUGAUGGCGGAUGGGGUAACUGGGGUAGCUGGGGCGCGUGCUCCGUGACGUGUGAAUCAGGAACAAAGAUGAGGUACCGUUCGUGCAAUAACCCGACCCCCGUCGGACAGGGAUCAUACUGUGCCGGGUCGAACAGUGAUACAACAACUUGUCGGCCGUGCACAGAUAUAGCAAACUGUCAAAUAUCCUGCUGCAACAGUGCAAUUCCGGCCUUGUGUUUGAAGUGUUCCGACUUGGAUCUUUACAAACUUGACAAUGGUGAUUCGACAUGUACUCGAAAGUGUUCUUGGGAGGAUCGGUGGUGCUGGCCAGGUACAUGUAGUGGAGAUUACGCCAGAACUUGUUCCUGUGCUGCUGGGUUCUCAAGGUAUUAUGACAGCAGUCAGGCCAUCUGUCAACCGACCCUCCUACCGAAUAUCACAAGCUGCAGCAUGCGAGUAACUGCAUCAAGUGGAGAUUCUAAAAUGUCACCGUUUGUUGGAUCAUCCCAUUGUGAUAACCAGCAGGAUUUCUACGGGAAUUUCCAGGUCGAUAGUAUAUUGACCUCCACAGCAUUUGAUUUCAUUGUUGACGUCACACAUGUAGCGAGGCCGGCGUUUGUCGACAGCGAGGUGUUUGGAAUAACUGAUGUCCAAAUACAUACAGUGAAAAAACCAGUGACAGGUGUUGAGACACUGGUAGCCAGUCGGACUGUCCGCAGUGACCCGAACAGCAACUCUCCUCAGUCACAUUUCAUCCCAACGGACCAGACGAUAGCUGUGUCGCAUACUUUAUCCAACGGACAAAGGUUAUGCUUGCGAUUUCAUCCAAAAGCUGGAGGUCACUUCAUAUCGAAGAAUGUUCAUACCCACGCAACAUGGACAGAGAGAUACACAAAGACUGAGAGGACCCGUGAUCUCUGUUAUAUAUACGACAAUGCUAAACCAGAACAUUGCAGUGUAAGUGGUUCAUGUUCGGAGGAGCCAUUGACGGUAUCGUCACGUGUCACAAGGGAGAGAGUGAUAAGUAUUUCAACAUCCGGUUGGACGGAUCCAUUUCCUGUAGGAGGUAACGUGCUACACUCGUCCGGAAUUGAAUCGCUCCGAGUGACGAUUCAUGACAUUAAAGAAAGCGGUAUUAACAGACUAUUCAUGGAUAGUGCAAAGGCAGACGGCACAACGGACCUAGAUAUGGUACAAAAUUCUAUGAUAACCAUACAAUUACCUGAACACGAGCCCGCUAUGUACGGUCUUCUGCUGGAGGUCAAGGACGUUGCAAAUAAUAUACGACUGAGCAGAACAUUCGUCCUGUACGACAAUUCAUCCAGAAUCAGAGUUGACUCACGAUAUAAGCUGUAUGUUACAUCAGCUGCAGAAAAUACCAACUACACCUGGCAAAUCGUACAUAGUGAAAUAUGUGUUAGCUGGCGAGAUCGGUACUAUAACGACAAAUUUGUGCAUUUUAACCCUCUCAGACCAAUAGACGCUGCCGAACAUGGUCUCGUCCCGCCAGCCUACGAUCAGACAGACGGUAUAUUGCCUGUUAUAGGAACAUCAAACGUGCAUGGAAUCACCCAUUUUAAUUACGAAUUAAUUAAGGAAACUGAUGGCCAAACGAUUUCUUCCAAUGUCAUCAGUAACAUAUCUUCUCAGAGUGUCUGCAUACCACAUACGGUUAAGGAUGGCGAUACAUACAGAUUCAUGUUGAAUGCGAGUGACAUUGUAGGAAACUCUUUUGAUGAAUCCAUUCAGUUCUUCGUUGACGCGAGCCCUCCAGUAAUAUCUAAUGCCUGGUUAGUACGGGAUGGACACCAACAACUGUUUGUUCACAAUUCCACGGAUCUAUUUAGAAUGUGGCUGGAGUUUGACUCGUACGACACUCACAGUGGACUUUUACAAGUUCUCUGGUGGUUCUACGAGACAGAACCGGAAAGACUGAUAGGACAAGGAGCGGAAGGAGUACGACAAACCAAUAACGAGACGUCAUGUUCAGAACCCCAGUUGUGUAUAUGUCCAUUUGUCGGUAUCUGCCAAUUUGUCCACUUCAGUUUUGACCUAAACGCAUUAACUGUUAACAACACUCAUAUAGGUAACCAUAACCGGAAGUACUACUACAAGAUUGAAGUUACAAAUACGGCCCUAUUGACAACGUCAGUUGUAGUCGACGUAGAUGUUGACGAAUCGCCACCAGCAGAUGGCGUUGUUUACGAAGGAUUAGACGGCCAGACAGAUAUUGACUACAUCAGUGAGUCCCGUAUCUCUGUUCACUGGCACGGUUUUAUUGAUCAUGAAAGUGGAAUUGAGUUCUACAAAGUAGCUGUUGCGACCAGAUGUCUCCAAAAGAAUGAAAUAGUUUCAUCAGGAAACUUAACGGGACACAUCCAGUAUAAAAAUACAACAUCAACAUCAACUCAGUUUGAUAUACAAGCUCAAGGGAAAUAUUUUGUUACCGUUAUUGCGUUUAAUCGUGCCAUGGAACCUUCAUCUGCCGUAUGUUCUGAUGGCUUCACAAGAAAUGACUCUCCACCUGAAAUAACCAAUGUUACACUCUCCAACGCACGGACAAGAAAACACAAAGUAUGUUAUAACGGUGACAUUUGGCUCAUUUCUGAAAAGCUGACACGAACAAAUAUAACCGGAGCAUCAUUGUGUUCUCAUACAUGUACAGACACUACAAAUGGAUUUAAACUCGAUUUACUUCCAUUGGAUUACAACCAAUCAUAUAACACUAAUGCCUGCAGUAUGACAAACCUUCUUCACUUCUACCUUCCCGUUGACAGCAUUCGUCUUUCCUGGAACUUCCUUAACAAUAACAUACCAAUCAGCACAACCUAUGUUGGAUUUGGUUCAACCAUUCUAUCAGCUGAUUUCCCAGAUCUUCAGAACUUUGAAUCUGUUCACCAAAAUACAUUCUUCAGACAACAACAUAUUGGCUUUACUACCGGGACAGAGUUUUACAUCUUCAUCAAGGCCGUAAAUAAAGCCGGCAUUUCGACUACAGCAACAUUUGGUCCUCUUGUAAUUGACGAGUCAGCACCUAUAUGUCCCUUGUCAGUACCGUUAUAUCAGAAUGGGUCUCAUGUGGUAGCAAACCUACAUAGGAACAUGUUCACAGACGCUGAACAGCGAGAAGACGUUUCAUCCAUUGUCUACCGAAUUCAUUUUGAGAAGAAUGAGGGAAAUUCAGGCUUUUCGUCUUGGGAAGCAUUCGACACAGCCGUUUGUACAAACCUUUCUGAUUGUCUGGCUCUUUCCAUUGACUAUCUUCAGGAAUUAGUUAUGGAUGUGGAUAAUCCAUUACAUAUCGAGCUACACGUAUUCAAUAUCGCUGGUCAUUACUGCACAGUGAUGAGUGAAGCUAUCCACCUUCCCGCAAUAUAUAAACCAACCAUCGGGUCAGUAAAAGAUAUAUAUCCUGGAUUAACUGAGGAACCAUUCACCGAUAGAGAUGUUUCUUUUUCCCUCACUGGUUAUUGUGUAUCGUGGACAGGUAUAUCCGAUCAAAUGACAGCCGUGACUGUCGAAGUUGGCCUAGGGAUCAGUCCGGGUAUAGACGACAUCGAUAACUUCCACACAGUAGAGAAUCAGAACUUUCACUGCCAAAGCAAUGCAACUCUCACCAAGAACACUACUUAUUUCGCUGUAUUACGAGUAAACAACAGUGCCGGGACGGGUCUUGCGUCCUCGGAUGGGUUCACGGUACUUUCUGAGGAUGAUGUAUUGAAUAUGAUAUCGGUCUUUGAUGGUCUGGGCUGUACUAAUGAUUCAUUUGUAUGUCAAUGGACUCUGCAAUCGGACGACACUCUUCCACACGCUACUGCAUCUUGUGACCAAAUACUACACAUCGGCCACCGAUAUACUGUACAGUUCCCAGAACAGCUGCAUGACGUCAUCACUAUUACCAGCGAUGAUGUCGUAUUCAACAGAGGUGAACCAGGAAGUAUUACGUUUACACCAGUUGAUCGUCGUCCGCUUUUUACUAUCGCUUCAAAUAUUCCGGAAAACGCUCCCGAGAUGAGAUUCAAUGUAUUCCGAUGCCAGAAGGACAUCGAUUAUCAUUAUGCUGGUGCUCCUAUAGCUGUGCACUGGGAGGUAAAAGGUUACACUAAUUACAUCACACACUUUGAGAUAUCUUUGUUUGUGAAGGACACGGACAACAGUGUUAGUGUCAUUGAAACGGUAAUCGCGACUGCCGACUUACGAAGUGUUGUAUUCACUAACUCAAUAACGGACUCAAAAUAUAUUUUUGGUUCAGUCAAAGUAUGCUUUGCAACGACAUGUCUAGCUGGAGUCGUUUCCGAUGGAUUUGUAGAAGAAAUUGAACCACACAUUGGCCCGAUCUCGGCCAUUCUAAUGGACUAUUCUGACACGUGCAGCACGAUCAAUGUGUCCUGGAGUGACGUUCAGUGUUCGAAUAUAGCCGACUCGGGUGCCUUGUUUUAUCGGUGGAGAAUAGCGGAUAGUGACAGCGGCAUGUCUACGAACCAUGACUGGACCACAAGUGUUGGAAAUAGAACCGAACAAUACCAGGUAACAGCAUGUAAAAAGAUGCCCACAGAUGUCUUUACACAACGCUACAUUUGUCUGCAAGCAUUCUGUCAUUCCGGAAGAGAGACAAUCAGUUGUGAACAAUUACAGAUACAAUUUCAUCAGAAUAAAUUCUCUAAAGAAAUAGUAUAUGACAUCGACGUGGACUCUGUUGUCUUUUCUGAAUUAAAGCUAUCAAUAUUUAGCUCAAAUAUUGGCGAGAAACUGAAUAACGUUCAUGAACUCGAGUUAGAUUACAGUCGUACCCGACCAAAGUUAGGCGCGUGUAUGAUCGGACUACAGGACAGGAAAGUAACUUGGUAUCUCAUGACAAAGUCAGAAAUCCCAAGCGACACAUGUGAUAGUGACAUCAACUGUUUGAUGUAUGGAGAAACAAAUGAAGGCGCCAUUUCCUUCGGAAAGGUAAAUCUCGACGAGGGUAAAUAUUACAUCUGUGCCAGAAGUGCAGCAUGUAACCGAACAAGAAAGGACUUUGUAGAACAUUUCGAUAAAGUCGAAGGUUGUAGUGAUGGCUUGAUAAUAGACGAAACUGGACCAAGUCCGGGGUCUGUCAUCCUUCACUCCAAUGGAGGUUAUCUGUCUGAUAGCAAUGAAGUAUUCAUUUCCUGGACAGAUUUCCAUGACAACUUCGCUUCUUACGGUGUUGGAUUCCUGCAGUACAGAUACGCUAUUGGGUCCUAUCCCAUGGGACAAGAUGUGCAGACAUACAGAGAUGUUGGGGAGGAACAAUCAGUACUGGUACGGAAUACACGCCUGACAUCAGGGAUCGUGUACUACGCCACGGUAGAAGCCAGAGACAAGGUCGGAUUGGCCACUACAGCGAUUUCUAACGGUGUGGUAUUUGACGACACUCCUCCAGUAAAAGGUAAACUGUUUGUUGGAGACUUACACGUACACAGAUACGUGACGACACUUCAGAAUCGUGUAAUCCAUUGGAAGGGAUUCUUCGACAUGGAGUCAGGAAUUAAAUAUUACGAAGUAGCAAUAGGGAACUAUGCCGAUGUCCCGGAUGUGGUCUCCUUUCUACAUGUAGACCCCUCCACGUUUUUCUUUGACUUCAGUGAUUUAGACCUCCAGCAUGGCCAUCGCUAUUACGCAUUUCUUCGGGUAACCAACCGAGCUGGAUUGUCACUAGUAGCCGUGUCACGGUAUUUCCUUCUAGAUGAUACCCAUCCCUUGCCAGGAAUUGUCCGAGAAGGCCCCGGCUAUAGUAAUGAUUUUGCUUACCAACGCAACUUCAGCCACCUGGUGUGUUCCUGGGAGGGCUUCGCUGACCCCGAGUCUGGUGUGGAUCACUACAAAGUCGGACUGGGGACGGGACCAUUCAAAAGAGACGUCAGACGCUUUACGUUUGUGGGUCUGAGAACAAAUAUGACAUGGUCUGUACCCCUGGAGGAGGGCGUUAUCUAUUACGUCACGGUUCAGGCCUGCAAUACCGGAGGUCUGUGUACGGACGUCACGUCCAACGGAGUCUUGGUCGAUCACUCGCCCCCGAUACGUGGCCAGGUACUUGUAGGACGAGCGGAAGGACAUCUUAAUUAUAUAGGACAGAGAUCACACGUGGAGGUUUUCUGGGUGGGAUUUCACGACUCCCAUUCCGACCUGGAUCAUUACGAAGUUUGUAUCAGUAGCACCCUCGAUCCAGCCUGUAACGUUAUUCCUUUGACUAACACACAUCUGUCUACCGAACAUCUCUUCACUGGCCUUGACCUUCCAAUUCAAUCGCCUCUUUACGCCACAGUUUGGGCAUACAACAAAGUUGGACUUAACAUCUACGUGACGUCAGACAUGUUCUCGGUCGACGUCACUCAACCGAUCUGUAGCCAGACACCUGUAUUCACAUCUAGUACAGCUAAUAUUUCAGAGGACACUUUCACUCAAUGGGACACUUCUGUUCUCAAAAUCUCGUGGAUGUUUGAGGACUAUGAAUCCCCCAUUGUAAGACAGAAGGUUUCCGUCACAAAUCACCAUAACGGCCACACGUAUAUAGAAGACCUGGAACUUUUUAAUGAAAAUCACACCACCAUUCUACUUAAACCAGAACACUGGCUUCUCAGCGGUGACCGCUACCAGGCGACAGUGGUAGCAUGCAAUGGAGCCGGGUUAUGUACGGCGGUUAACAGUGGAUAUCUGUUAGUCGACUCAUCACCGCCACACAUUGGAGGAUUCGGUGAUGACAUGUCGUGGAGAUUACAGAAUAAUGGUACUACAAUCAAUGUAACGUGGAAUGGGUUUGAAGACGUAGAAUCAGGAAUCAGCAUGUAUCACGUGAGUAUUGGAGAGACGUAUAGUGGUAAUGAAUUAUCCCUCGGCUUCAUUUCACUCAUACAUGUUGGAGAACCUGGUGACAUUCAGUAUGGCUUCUUCAAUGUAAAUCAACAACUGGAAGUGGACAUUAAAAUCAUACUGACAAUCAUAGCGGAAAACAAUGCUGGACUAGUUACGUCUGCUACAAGGGUAACCACCCGUGUACUUAAAACAGAUAUGGAAGGUGAUUAUGGAAUCCUAAAGAUAGAAAAGCAUUCGUGUGAUGUCCACUAUUGUAACAAAGACUGUACAUGUGCUGCCCUUGGACAGAAAUGCUCUACUGUCGAUUCAAAUACCUGCAACCAAACAGACAGCUCAAAUUAUCAGUCUGUGAGUGUCUAUAGUGGGUACGAUAUCGGCGUCCAUACACUUCAUUCACUUUCGUCAGCAUGUUUGGGUGCCAACUGGAUCCUUUCUUCUUUACAAUCUCAUCUGAACGUUAUACGCAUGGAGUGGAGUAUGGGAUUAGAAAACAUGGAGUAUGGUGCUGGUAUAUUUGAUACCUUACGAGAAGAGGUAUGGCAUGAUAUAGGAAUGAGAGACAGUGUGGUUUAUUGUGUAAGCAGCGAUAACGCCCUGUUACACGACCAUAAAUACAUAACUUAUAUAAGAGCUUGGUAUGAUACAAACACCUACAGGAUAUUCAGCUCACAGUCUCUACUGAUUGACCGUACACCUCCGACUAUUUUGCAAGGAUUUCACAUAAAAGUCUCAAUAGAUAACUGCGAUUCCCAUGUAGAAUUCAUCAAAGUGACAAACUUUGUGACGGCCUGCUGGAGGAAUGGAUUCUCCGACUCUCAAAGUGGAAUCCUUCAUUAUUUGACGUCACUAGGGACAAGUCCUGGAGCCUCUGACACGUCACCUGUACUUAAUGUUGGAAAGGCCUCGAACUUCACCUGGAGUGAGCUGGAUUUACAUGCUGGUUCUAGAUACUACGUUACAGUGACAGCUGUUAAUACACAAAACGUGUCGACUACUUAUAGCUCGGACGGGUUCGUUGUCGACACGGAACGCCCUUUGCCUGGGACUGUGUUCAAUACGAAGAACUAUAAAAACCACCUAGGUCAAGCUUCCACCGAUACCAUGGAAGCUUCCUGGAACGGCUUUAUGGACAGACAUUCACAUAUACAGCUGUAUAAAGUUGCAGUUGUUGACAUUUCAGACAAUUCCUCGUCUUUGACCUUCCAGUCGGUAGGCAGAGACACUAAAGUUACACUGCGAGGUCUACACCUACUGGCCGGUAGGAGUUACAUUAUCAAAGUUAAAGCCGUGGAUGCGUCCGGACAGGAAAGUGACGAAGUUCUUUCUCCACCGGUGAUUAUCGAUCCGACCCCACCAGUCGCUUACCAAUGUGCCAGUUACGUUACACUGUAUAAUGAAACACAUGAAAGUAAUUUGUCUACACCAAAUGAAGAAUGGAAGAUAAGUUUGGGAAAUGAUUCAAUUGUCUAUCGACUUUUGGUGACCAUAUCAAACAGCACUGAAGAUACUGAUAUAGUAGUGUCUCUCAACGAUCACUCAUUUAAAGCGCAUCUGGUGCGUCAGUCUUUUUCCCAUGUCUUUACUGUUCAUUCCGAGGAGAGCCUUGUUCUUUCUGUGAAAGCAUCAGAUAGGAAGGUAGACCUUGGUAGUCUUACAGUUGUCCUGCAGGAAUGUAACGACGUUAGUUUACACAAUUAUUCAACCUACCGGAUACCUCUGCAGCAGAUAGCGUGUUCUACAGUAUCAGCCAUGCUGCAGUUCAUCGAUCCAGAAAGUGAUGUGCGAUCAGUAGAAUUAGGUGUGGGGACAACUAUACACGGAUACCAGGUCCGUGCACUUGAGCCAGUGUUUACGGGAGGCUAUCACGCGUUCCCGGUUAAUCUACCUCAUGGAACCCCUAUAUAUGCUACUGCAGUAGUGGAAAACAACGUCGGUCUGCGAUCCUACUUCCGGUCAUCGCCUCUUAUCAUUGACCAUACUCCACCAACAAUAUCAGACGGACUCCUUCAGUACAGUGAUGGAACAGAAGGUCACGUGGUCAUCCAUAUCACGUGGAAGGUAGUGGACAAAGAGAGUCAGCACGUGGACUGUGUUGUAGCAUGUGGGUCGAUAUGGAGAACCGAAGGAAUGCAGACCGACAAUAUAUCUAAGAUAAGUGUGGAUUCAGAACCCCUAAGAAUCCCACAUGGCACCAUUAUCACUGGAACAAUCACGUGUGAAAACAAUGCCGGGAUGAUAAAACAGGCCCGUACAAAUGACAUCACCAUCCUUCUUGAUCCUCCCGGACAUACCGACAGCCGAAUAAAAUUCCUAAAUGUUCACGGUACCACGGUCACUGGACAGGUCGUGACGAGGUUCGGGGAGAACCUUCAGUUCCAUUGGGACGAGUUUGACUAUCCCGGGGGUGACGUCACGUACCAGUAUCGUAUAGAUUACAUGAACGGUUCCAAGACAUCGUGGGUAGACGUGGGUUUCCAUAGCUAUGUUACAACUUACACGUUAAACAUCGUGAAGGGCUCGGAAUGUGGCUUGGAAGUAAGAGGCUCUAACGAGAGAGGCGUUUUCAGUGAGAUCAUCAACUCAACCAUAUAUGUACUCCGACAGUCACCGUUAUUGACAGGAACGCCAUGUGGAUUCCCGGAAGUUGAGGGAGGAAAUGUCACCCUUAAUUGUUCCCAGGUUUUUGAAGUGACUGACAGGCUGAAGACGUCCUACAUACUGACAGUUGGCACCGAAAUCGGAUUCUCUGAUGUCGUGUGGUAUCACGUGUUUGACAGUAACGUCUUCACGUUUGAGUUGGAUAAUAAUAUAGCGGAACUUUUUGUGAUGGUAACAGCUGUGUAUGACACCGGUCCAGAAACCACAUACAGAGACAGCUUUCCUGUAGUGUAGUAAACAAUUCAUGAAUAUCUAUUAGUAGUAUUUCGUAAUCCAAAACUGAAUAGUUAAAAAAUAGUAUGACUAAUGUCAUUCGACACGUGUUAAGCGUUUUAUAAUAUAACAUGAUAUUCGUAUUACCAUUGUAUAAUAC